UUUUGUUUCGUAAUUUGGAAGGGUCACUCGAGUUCACAGUCACCACAAUACCGAAGUUACAGCCACCGGCCCUGAGUUCUAAAUCAUCUAUUGGCUGAUCGGUGAAAAUUAUAGGGCUCGGAACUCGGGUGCUGGUUGGCUAACGCAUACAGGAACGCCCACCACGUGGAAACAGUAGGCUGAGGGGGCAGCCUUGGGGUUUCGGCUUUCGCAAUAAACAGAUCAGCGUUCUUCGCUUCCUUUCCUCCUCUCCCCUUCCCUUCCUUCUCUCCCCUCUUCCGUUCUUCUGCACUUGUUUUUUUUUUUUCGUGCCUUGGUCUUUCUUUUUACCAAGGUCACAGCGCUGUCAGACCAGCCGGUAUCUAAUUUGCAUAGUAUUAUCGUGACAUUUGCCCAUGUGACGAGGCGCCCAUUUAUAUGUAUGGCUGUUUACGCCAAACUUCUCAGUGUCAGUGGGGAUCUGAGCGGGUCUUGCGUGCACUUUCAUACGGUUAUGUGUGUGUGUGUGUGUGCGCGCGGAGUCCGGGUUGCUGGAGACACAAGUGUAGUGCACAUGGAAAGGUUGUUUUAUCAUUUCACUGUUGACGCUCCAAGAUGUAACUGUGUCUUUUAAACGAUUAAAAAACAAUUCUGCAUCAUUUCUUGAUGAGGAAAGAACUCGACACUUUAUGACCGAUCAAGUUUGCCGAUUUGCGACGUGCUGGACUACAGGACUUCCACGUGUGGUGAGAAUUGAUGUCGUGGGAUUUCGACGCCCACUAUAUGGUCAGUACUGUGAUGUUUUCAUAAUACCCGAGGACGUACCCGUGUAAUGUACAGAAGCUCGUCUCCUCCAGCAGUUUUAUUUUAUUCUCCACAACAUUCACCAUGCCCCGUUCCGUCCGGCAGUCACACUCUGGUCCUGUGCUAAACGUGCCGAACACUGACGAAGACGUGAGCAAUAACAACGUCUUGUCCAGCUACCAUCAGCAGCACGACAUCAUGGCUUUAGGAGGCAACUCCACUUCUGACGCGAUGCACGUGGACAGCGAUGUCCACGGCUCAUUGCUAGAUAACAGUAAUUUUCUUGACAAUUCUGGGCUUCACCUCGUCUCUCCUCUUAUCGAUAACGAGGAGGGGUCUGAGGGGGGAUUACACCCCCACCCUUGGGAUAAGAGUGCCAAUCCCCUGAAAAAUCUCCUGGGCAGAUCUCCUUCCUCAAGGGACUUCAGAACCCAAUGUUCCUCAGACGAUCCGGCCUUUCAAGAUUUUGCUGCGAAUAUUCACAAGAGUUCGAGCAGUCACAACUUUUUAGAACGUUCAGGUCAAGUGGGGCACCUGAGUCUGCAUGCUGAGUUAGAACAAGCAGAGCGACAGGUGGGUGAGAGCAGUGCUGGAAGCAGCAGGUGUCUGAGAGAGCAGCUGUCCAUGCCGGAUCGAAAAGAAGUCUUCAGGGACGCUAGUGAGUCGUUGUCGACUCCGGAAUCUGGGUCUGCCAAGGAAACCACUGUACUCGGACACUUUAAGACGAAAAGUGUGAGCAACUUGCUGGCUCACGCUCAUGCGACGGCAAAACACUCUGUGGAGGCUGUGGUGAGAAAAGCCUCAAGCCACGCCGACCUACGCCGCGCUGCCUUCUCCUCAGGCCGCCCUUGUCUGUCCGUGGAAGUGCCUGGAGUGGUGUCAUCUGCUGGUCAGCACCCAGCUCCCUCUGGAUUUGACAUCAUGAAGAAAAGUUCAAGUAGUAUCGAUCUGGGCUCUAUUCAUUUCGAUAAUCUUGAACCUGUCAGUGUCUCUGACCUGUACCGCCGGAGACAAGUGAACAGUCCCCAUGGAGAUGCAACUGACAUCACAGACGCAGCAGGUGUUCGAACUCCCAAGAAUCAUUUGAACACUGACUCGGGUAAUGUGGCACCAAACUCUUCCUCCCCUUGUGGGAAGCUACUGUACGUGUCCGGACUGGCCAGGAGUGAAAGUUCCUUGCCGCAGCUCUCUAAUCUCAAUGACUACUGGAGUGACACCAGCAGCUCGUGCACCACACCGCGGGCUCACACCCCGGGUACAUCGCCACAGUGGCUCACACCCAGCACCACGCCCAUGCCCUCACCCAGACACUCCGCUUUCUCCUGCCCCGGCUCCCCGAACCCCACGUACAACAUAAAUCAAACACCUGAUGCCUCCCCUUCACAGUCUCCACGACGAUCGUUCGACAAUGGAACCAGCUCCGCAGAUCAUGGUAGCGUGUUAUCGUUUCACUUUGACAACCGGGGCUCCUCGUCCAGAGAGCGCCGUAUCAGCGAGACCACGGAGAUGACGGACUCUGAUGCUGACUCAUCCACUACCCUUCCGCACUGUAUGUCCUCUGAUAGCAGCGACGCCAGCAUGGAGGCCCAGGCUGAGACUGAGGACUUCGGCAUUCCUGGUAGCAACAGCAGCGACGCCGGUGAUUAUGUCAACUAUGGCGCUGGCGAGAACUUAAGUGACGCUUCUGUCUCGGGGGUGGGUGGUCCUCCAUGUUACGCACAUGACAAUGAGAACGUCGAGUGUGAUGGUGGUGAAGGUUGUGAGGAUAGGGAGUUCGAUUGCAGCGAGGGAGGAGUCAUUCCGGGAGUGUUGGACUACCACCAGGAACUUGCGGACUCCCAGGAGGAGGCGGACUCCUCCCCAUUUCCUCAGGACGCUAGUUAUGCUCAUGAUAGUGACGUCAUGUCGGGGGCGGAGUCCGAGUUCGCGAGUGACAGUCAGCCACGGUCCCGAGCCACUUCGGUGAGCUUUGCGAGUUUGUUCAAGCAGUGUCGUGUGGAGAGGGACUCCCAUCCGGUUGAUCUGCACAUGCAUGGAGGCUCCACACAGGAUGGGGAGGAUGAAGAGCUCAGUGAGGCUACCGAGAUGGUGGUCACUGACGUCUGGGACUUUUUGUGUGCGGAGCGAGUGUCACAGAUGACCAAAACCUACAAUGACAUAGAAGCUGUCACACGUUUACUGGAAGAGAAAGAGAGAGAUUUGGAGCUCGCAGCGCGCAUUGGUCAGACUCUCUUGUCUAAGAACAAAGACCUUUCUUCACGCACUGAGACGCUAGAGGAGCAGCUCGUCAAUGCCAAUGACAAAGUAAGCCAGCUGCGCCAUGACUUGUCUAUGAAAGAUGAGCUUUUGCGCAUCUACAAUGAGGACUUGGAGUUGGAGAACAAUGGACACACUACUCCCACUAACGACAGCAAAGGUUUGUCUCUGCCGAAUGUGGAUUUUCUACAGAAGAAAGUCCAUACACUGGAAGAUGAAAAUCUCAACUUGAGACUUGAGAGUGCCCAGCUGAAAGCAGACACUGACAGUUAUGAGGAGAAGGAGAAAAAACUGGUAGAAGACUGCAUUCAGCAAAUAGCUGAGCUGAACCAGCAGGUGGAGUCUCUCGCAGAGGAGCUUCAUGCCAAGGCUGAGGAGAAUGGCCACCAGAAGGAAGAAAUCACCGGCUUCCUGUCACAGAUCACCGACUUGCAGAAGAAAAUGCGCAAGCUGACCCUUGAGAACAUGGACCUGCAUGAAAAGCUGACAGCCUCCACCGAGUCCCAGCGCAGACUGACCAAAGAGCUGGGCAGCAUGCAGGACAAGUACGAUGAGCUGUUUGAGAUGCUGGAGGAGGCCCAGGAUGAGCUGCGGGUUCUUCGAGGCCGCCACAAGAUCCGCGCCUCGGGAAAACACCACCACUCGGCCUACGCCGUGCCCACAGACUCGCUGGCCUCGGAGCUGGAGACUUCUCUAAAGCAGGAGCUGUCACAGUCCAACAGGAGGGCUCAGAGCUGGAAAAUCUUUGAGACAGCGAAGGCUGCUAAGCGUGCAGCAGCAAAAGCAGCAGAGAAGGAAGUGAUGUCGUCAGUUCGUAUGUCUGUGAUGGCAGUGCCGAGCUCGACCCGAGGUGACAGUGACACGAUGUCUCAGGGUCUGUCGGCCUACCCGUCUGAUGUGGAGAGUUUUGCCAGUGACGGAUACAGUGGGGAUAUGGACAGUCUCUAUGGGUCAAACCCAGAACUAGGUCGCCCAGGCAUCCCAGGCUCCAAUGAUCUUGAGAGUGCCUUGAAGCGGCUGGCCAUUCGACGAGCGAAUGAACUCAACGAAAAGGACUUCCAAGAGGAGGAAGAAGAGAGGAGGAGACAACAGCAAGUAAUGAACAUGAGUGGUGCCACCUCCCCCAACAAUAUAACCAGCCCCGGCAGCACUUACUCUUACAUGAGCUCGAACACUGGAACCCCUUCAGGCGGACAAGGUGGCUACAAGAUGUCCGACAAACUACAAAUUGUCAAGCCUAUGGAAGGCUCUAUGACACUGCGUCACUGGCAGCACCUGGCCACACCCCACCUGGGUGGUAUCUUUGAGCCCCGUGAGGGGGUGCAGAUGAAGGGAGAGAGGAAGCUAGAGUUACAGGAGGAGGUCUAUUCCCUCAGCGACUUCGAGGAGGAUGAUCCACGCGACGUCCACACUCGCAAGGAGCAGGACAGUGGUUUGGUGUACACCUUCACUGACUCCACAGUCCCCACCAUGGGGCCAUACCGAGGUCUGGGAAGCUUGUUUGAUAACAGCCGAGCAUCCUCUACAACCAGUCUGAUCAAUGCGUCCUUCACCACGGACGAGUUGCCCGUUCAGGCCUCCACGCCAAAGCCUGUAUACAAAGAACAGAACAAUCAGCAGCAACAGCACCAACAGGCCUCGGUGCAGACCGUCAACUCUCAAGGCACAUCCAUGUCUCUGGGUCUGGCUUCUCUGCUGCAAGGCCGCGAGAACACAGGAGUGGGCCGAGCUAUCCUACGAGCCACGUCUGCCGGCCAGAAGGCUGCAGUUGCGAUGGAAAUGUCUGCCUCACCCGUGAUUGCUACGCAGUCUGUCGCCUCAGGGUCUGUUCGCAACCAGUCAGGGUUUUUAAUGUCUCAGUCGCUGAGCAAUCUGUCGUCCUCUGCACCAUCGUCAAAAUCGCGAAACCUGCCAGGGUCAAAAUCUUUUGAGCAGGUGCUGCAGGAGCCCCAGGAAAAGGUGAAGGUCACUGUGGCUGUCGGUGAGGAGUCAAAACAGGCCAGCAUGUUCACCCCAGGUAUGACUGGACAAGGAUUCUUACAGCAGCUGAAGAACAAAGGCUACUCCCUCUAUGGCCUGUGGGGGGGUGGGGGGAAGGGGGAAGGAGCUUCCUCAGACCCCGCUGCAGAGGGGGCUAGUGGUGUGGACAGUAAAGGCUUGGCAGCAGUGGAAGGCAACCCAGCGGUAACAAAACCUUCAGCAGAGUCCGUAUUUGCUAAUGGCUCAGGAGGUGGAGGCGUGGGAGUCCUUGGUGCUCUGACAAAUUUCCGUCGUAACGGCAUCUUUUGAUGGAUUUCAGCCCUUCCCCCCUUCAUUCUCUUCCCAGACUGCGCCCUGCGGUUCUACACACAUAUAAAUAGUUUUCUUAAACGGUGCCUAUUUGUGAUACUUUUUGCUGAGACUUAGUGUAUAUAAAAGAAAUUGUCUAUACAUAUAUAUAUAUAUGCAAGAAGCAAAGAGUCAUGACUAGCUUUGAAAGGCCAAAGACUUGACUAGUGUUUUGGUUGUAUGGCUGUGUGUGUACAGUAUAGUGGUAGUGUGUGGUACAAGUGAUUUUGUCCCUAGCUUUAGUUCAGUGGUUUGUUUGACACUUGGACAUGUAUGGUCACAGCUUGACAGCUCAAAUCAAGAAACUCGUAUGUCACGUAAUUGUGUCUUUCUUGGGAGAGUUGGAAAAAAAAAAAAGACUGGUUGUCAUUUGUGUCCUUUCUUUUGAAGUCGCUGUCUUUUUUUUUCUAUGGAGAGGAUUUCUCAAAGGAAAAGAUCGGGAUUGUAUAACAUUAAAAUGAUUGAUCUUAUUCAGAAUGUGAAUUAUGAGUUUAUUGAGCUGCAUUGUCAAGGUUUUUUUUUUUCUUUGAAGAAAGCUUUGUUUCCAUGACAUAUUUUUGGUUUGUGAAUUGUACCUCAGUGUGGUCAUACAAACUCUUUUAGGAAUUGAAGACUUCAAAGACACAAGUGAAAACCUGCGAGGUGAAAUGAUGUCUGAGGCCUGUACUUGUGUCAAAGUCGACUUUGGUUUGUGUUCAAAACAUGAUCAGUGUGUGUACAUAAUGUGAUACAUGCCUGUUUUAAUUUAUUUCAGGACUACCGGUAUAUUCAAUGACAGCUGUCUUGCCCAUUCGUGGCUGACCAAUCAUAAUGGUUUUCUUGUUCAGUCCUUUUUUCGUAGAGAUAUAUGGCAAGCAUUUUUUGUACAGUUUCUCUGUUGUUUUUAGUCUCGGGUGUACAAAUCUUGGGAGAUUCAUUCUCAGAUACCUAGGUCUCUCCCUUCUGUUUGAGAAUAAAGUUUUUGAACAUUUUCCCUGUGUGUUUCCAGUUCAGGGGAUAAGUGUAUAGUAUAGUCUCUGGGAGAUCCUACUUCUUUUUCUGCUUUGUCUUUCUGUCUUGUCUUUCCUGAGCAUGAAAUUACCAUUUUUGUGUCCAUAUUCUUCUCUUUAUUCAAAACUAAACAAAGCUAAAUGUAUGACUGUGUUCCUGUCAGUUGCGAUGAUCGUAUGAAAUGUUGAGGGGAAGACUUCUGUGGGGGGACAAACCUGACAUUCUGGUGCUAAUGUUUGUACCCACAAGCGGUUUCUGGUUUUUUCUGUUUGACUACUCUCCAAACUACUAAAGUUGGAGAGGUUCAAAGAGCAUCAGGUUUAGCUUCAACACUGGGAUAUCAGUGUGUUCCUAUCUUUGGAUACAGACUUACGACGUUGUCAGGGAUGAUGCAGUUUGUCGGGGGAUUAAACUGAAAGAUUCUGACGGCAAUUGGGCUGUGAUCAAGAGAGGUUCUGUCAUGAAGAUAGGACAGAAAGUGGGAGAAAAUUUCUGUGGAGACCGGACAGAAUACGAACAUUUUAAAAAUGUGUGGUCUUUCAGUACCAAGGAUUGAGAACAAAGGUAGACAUAGCUUAUCACACAAAAGUUCCAACACUAGGUCUCUGUUUCUUGUCUUCCAGUUUCAGCUACUGUAACUUUCUGUAACUUGUGUAAAGCUAGACUCAAGCUGUAUUUAUGUACCCGUCUUUAAAUGUACACACGCUUAUUCCCAUAACCGAGAAACCUCAGGAGCUGAUAGUAUAAUCUCUGCUAAAUUCAUUGGACAGGGCUCUCAUUAUGCAUUAUGAUAUUCAUGUUAUCUUUUAACCAAGAGCAUGCCAAUCAAGUUUGUUCAGCAUCUGGUCUCGGAUUUAAUCUCACUGUGUGUAUGUAGAUAAACAUUGUCAGAACGUUCAGGUAUGUCAGACCCUUGUGCGUUUUGUUGAACAUCUCUUGAUAAUUUAUGCAUGCGUAGUCGGUAAUAUUUUCAAUUGACUCGUAUUCCCUCUAGAAAUCAAAAUUAGAAUUGUGAAUUACUGAAUCCCAUGUGGACGUACAUUGUCAUUGCUGGGUGUCCUUGAUCAUAACAGCAGUUAGGAGAAGAGAGUUGAGCUUUAUUUCAUGUUCACCAGUCACAAGAAGAACAGCUCUGGUUUUGUCUUGUCUUUCCAUCCAGUACUUCAGGAUAUUGUAAGAAUAACUAUUUUUAGUGAUUUUUUACAAGCAUCAUACUAAAUCACAGGAAACAAAAAAGAGGUCCUGAAGUUCGAUUACACCUUAGAAUAAGGACUAGGAAUUUUCCCAGCUUGGUUAAACAUCUAAUUUUAGUCUUUCAUCGUGAAUUACAGGUGCAUCAGGGGACACAGUAUUGUCCGUCUUCACAUGGACUCUGCACAUGACAUUUUGAGAAAUAAUUUGGUUGUAGCUGACUGGUAAAGACCAAAUGGUAAAAAAGAUUUAAUAGACAAAGACUGAAAAGACAAAGGAGUCAAAAGCAAAAGCAGACUGCACUCAUGGGUACCGGGAAUCUGUAUUGUGACAAGUGUCUUUCUUUUCAGAAAUCAGGAGAUCUGUUCUCUUUGACUUAAAGUUAUGUUGUCAUGAUGCCUGCAAUCGACUAGGCAUCUUCCAUCUGGCAAAUGUCAAAAACAUUGGAAUCCAUAGACAAAUUUAUAGUUAUAUAUUACAGAAAUUUUCCUUGUGUACUGGAAUGUAUUAUCCCUUAAACCGCAUAAAGCAGUUAUCAUCAAUCGUCGAGUUCAGUAAACAUUUCCUGGAAUCAAACGUUUUUGUCAUGAAAGCAGUUUUUGUAUCACUUUUCUACUUUUCCAAAGUUUCCGUUUUUCUGACUUUCUUCUCCCAUUAGUUGCUUUGUGAUCUGACUUGUACAAAUUCAGCAUUUGUUACAGGUGGCGAUGACAUCAUGUUACUUUGUUUUCUUGAACACAAUUGUAUAUAAAAAACGUAUCGACUAGCGACAGUUUGACGAAAUAAAUGAUGGCAUUGACAAAAUUGUUGAUGAUGAUUGCAAUAUUGAGUUGUUUUAUUAAGGUUUUUAUUCAUGUUGUACUUUCUGCUUUUAGUUCUCUCCGAGACAACUCUCAACUUUAUCAUUUUAGAUCUCAGUGCAGUCCGGUUAAUACCGUCUCAUGCCAAGUAGGGCUAUGUGUGUUUUUGUCCAGCAUCUUGUUUAUCUCCGGUCUCUUCAACUUCAACCUUUGUCAAUACUGGAUUUUAAAAAAAUAUUGUUUUUUUUUCUGUUGUUAUUUUUACUUUUGUUUCCCCUCUCAUCUGCUAAUUCGUGUUUUAAAAUCUUUUAGGUAUGUACAUGUUUACCUAAUAACUUUUCCUCCUCCCUUAAUCUUAUUUUUGCCUUUUUCUCCGCCUUCAUUGUUUCCACGUGUCGUUUAUGUAUGUUUUUCUUCUCCUUUUUUCUUCUUGUUCUUGUAUUUAUACUAUAGGAACGUGCAGAGUACAGUUUGACCAUAGUCUUUCAUUGUGUAAAUGGAGAGAUUUCCUGUUGCUAGAAUGUAUUGUGUCCUUUUUUUGGUGCAGCACCAGUCUUGUUUUCUCUAUUUUCCUUCUACAAUAUUCCUGGUUUUGCUUAUGCUCUGUUAACAUUUUAGAAAUUGAGAGGGGAGAGUGGAUAGAGCUAUACAAUGCUCCUGUUCCUACUCUUUGUUCCUACGGUUUUUGUUAGAGGAUUAAAAAUUUGGUCUUGUUUUUGUCUUUGCUGUUGUUUAGAAGAAGGAGUUUAGAAACAUCAGAGAUCUGCAGAGAUGCAGAGUGGAAUAUCAGUGAUCUGUAGAUAUGGUUGACAAGGAUGCACAAAUAAAGUCCCAAAUUAAUGUUUAAGAACUUUGCUUUCUAUCACAUUUGUUUUCAACCAGCUCAGUAUUUGUGUUGCAUAAUUUGAGUUGAAGACAUAGACGGGUAAGUGGCAGAAGAGAUGUUCUAGUAUGUUUGAGAGUGGCAAAGGUCUUGGAGCAGUGUUCACUGAGACUCAAGGAGGAGGCACAAGUAAAUGUACAUCUAGUUUUUGAUAUUUGAGAAAAUACUGUAUAGAGUUUUGCUAAAUGUGCUAUGCAACUUUUCAAUUUUAGAUGAUGUGAUGAAUUCGGAAUUUGUAUUUGUUCGCAAGACUACAGAGAUUUGAGUGCUUGACUCUGGUAAAAAGAUUCUUGUUUGAAUUUUGGAUUGAUUUACAUUGUUUGAAAGAGUCUAUUCCUGCUGUAUAUUUUCUCUCUAGUGAUAUCCUUGGCAGAGUUUCCUUGUGUAGUGUUUACUCUGAAUCCCGCUUGCUAUCUGUUGCCCUUUUCCCAAUCUUUCGAAGAAGUAAAGAAUUAUCUCUUUCAGCAAGUGCCUGAAAUAGUAGAUAGCGUACUAUAUCAAUGAAAAAGUUCCAGCCAAAGUUCUGAAACUAUCAUGGAGUCCUUUUCGAGUUUAAAUUCAAGUUUCUGGUAGUUUGUCUAUAAGUUUUUCUCCUUUUUUUGAGGACAAUGAGGCCUAAAGCAAAGGUCUGCUUUCGAUGUUUUGAGCUGUCUCUUUUUGUCUCUUUCAAAACAAAAGUGUUAUAUGCUCAACUCCUUUAGACAAUAACUUUCUCACCAGUUUCUAGGUUGUUUUGUAUUCUGUACUGAAAAAAUAUUUCUGUUUAUCAUCGUUAGUCAGUGACAGUCUAUCCAAGUGCACCACUAGUCUUUUAAGUUGACUACUUCAACAGUAACAUAGUACUUUAUACAUUUUCUGAGAUUUUGUAUAAGUCAUUUUUAGGGAACUCAGUAGGCUACUCAAAGUACCUGACUUUGGAAGGUUGCAAAGGAGAGAAGCUCUUUUAAAAGGUGCUAUUUAGAAGAUAUGCAAAAUUUGGGUUUUAAAAGUUUUUGUAGUGUAAAUAUACCAUCAGUUGCUUUAUUCUAGUUCUAGCGUGAGAGCUCCAUUUAAAAUAAAAUACAAAUGCCAUUGAAACGUCAAUAAAAGUUUUCAUUGUUUCUCUCAUUUUGCAUUGGCUUGAUCACAUAAUAAUAUCAAUUUGUGGUUGUUUCAAUACCACAGAAGUCAAAUGAAAUUCAGUGGCAGUUUUACACCAAAAAAAUGGCACCAAAACUUGCAUAGUUGAUAUUUUAAAAGAUUUUUGGGGGUAAAUUAUUAUUUAUAUCUCCUGAGUGCCAUGUUUUAAUUUGUUAACUGCAUUUUUUGUCUGCCGUAUUCUCUGUUUUUUUGUUUAUUUAGAUUUCUUUUGUUGUCCUUCAACCCUUUAUCCCAACAAAUAUUAAGUCGUUUUAGUUCAGUUUCGACAGACAGUUGCAGCCCAUAGUGUUGGCAGAGUUGGUUUCAUCCUACAUCUUUCCAGUUACGCCCACUGUUUAAGUUUUUACCCUUGUUGCUUUUGUUUCACCAUUUUUAUAGUUUUCUUCUGGGUCACAGACUUAGAUGAUGUUUUGUUAGUUUACAGAAGCGUGCCAAAAUCUUGAGUCUCUGAUAUGUGAUUGUCAUUUAGCAAACAGUACAUGUACUUGAUUUAGCAGGAGAGACCAAAUUCCUCAAAGUGCCCAUUUGUAUACGUUAUUCAUAUCACUUAGUUUUAGCCGUGUCUUUUACUUUGAUACCUUUCAUGUGCUCCCAUUGUGACUUGAGUAUGUGAAUGAUCACAUAGAUCAUAGUUCUAUGGAGGAGGUCAAUGGAAGACAGAAAGAUUUGUUCAUAAUGAUAGUUACUUUACUAAAAUCGCUUUUUUUUUCUCAGUGUUCUUGAGAAAUGCAUGUUGGAUAGAAUAAAGUUUGACCAGUUUAUGUUUUAGUUUUUUUUUAAGGUUUAAAUUUUACUGUGUUUUGAAUCUGUAGAAAGAAGUGCAACUGACAGUCCCAAUGAAGUGAAUACGGUAGAAAGAAAUUGUGAAUACUGAGGUAAGGAGUAUUGGCUGUGUUUUCAUGAGAACUUUGUGCCUUGUAAAGAAGGAGAAAAUGUUAUGUGGAUUGUCAAUGUAUCAUAAUUGUUAAAUAGAAUAUUAUGUUUCCUGGACUGUCUCUGUCCAUUUUCAAAUCUACAGACCAAAAUCCAGUUUAGGCUGACUCAGCCAGCCAUCCUAGGCCAUGACCCAUAGCUUUAUUUUUGGGGUGGGGGUUCUUUUUUAUAAUUAUCUCUUUUUAUGUUCGCUUAGAGGAGCGGAGCGAAGUCUUAUUGCUCUUAGUAUCUUAGACAUUAAAAGAUCGUUAGGCGGUCGGACUUUGCCUCGGACUAAAGGAUUCUGGGUUGCACAUGUGUAAGAGAGGUUUUGAACAAAUUCAGUUAUAAUCAAAAGUUAAAACCUGUUGUUUUAACCAUUAUCUGCAACGUCUCAAAGAACAAGAAGACUAAUGACGCCUGUGUAUUAGCCCUGGCCGCUUAAAGGAGCGUGUCACUGUAGGUGAAUGAAAGGCUCUCUCGGUACAAUUCACAGCGUGACUUCAGAGCUUGGUGUGCACUGUGGAGAGCAUACGCCACCCCAACAACCCUGUAUAAAAUUGCUUAGACUAUGCCAUUGCAACAUGUUAGUUUCAAUUAGUUCCAGUGCCAAGUUCUCUUCUCCCCCAUUAAGUCUAUCCAUCCCCCCUGCCCUUCCACCCCCAUCCCUUCUUCCUUACCCCUCUCCCUGCCUCCCCCCCCCCCCCCUCCAUAUUCCCCAUCCAAAUCCCUCCGCCUAAUUUCUUCAUUUUCCUCUCUAGACAACACCCCCUAUCCACGUCCCCACUCCCUCCCCAACCCCCUAAGCUGUUGUGAGAGAAAAUCUAUUCCAAUAUCCAAGUCGUUGUAGUUUGGACUGGAGUCUACUUAACCUGCCAACUUUUUGCACCCUUUUCCAACUAGCUAAGCGUCCAGGUAUACAUCAUCUUACCAGUUUACUCCAUUUUCCUCUAAUGUGCAUGUUUUGCUAUUGUGUGAAGCAAUUGUCAUUCUUGAUAGGUUUCAUUUUUACUACGAGCUUCUAUUGUGAUGAAAUUAAAAAAAGACAUGAUCUUCAAACGAACA
Molecule: messenger RNA, 12348 nt
Organism: Aplysia californica (California sea hare)
Lineage: Eukaryota; Metazoa; Mollusca; Gastropoda; Aplysiida; Aplysiidae
Exons: 16
Coding region: 868-5328 (1486 amino acids)
Source: RefSeq, a predicted model, not a curated record